Messenger RNA from Pteronotus mesoamericanus, 2410 nucleotides. RefSeq names its product lipoic acid synthetase (gene LIAS). Gene Ontology annotation, molecular function: lipoate synthase activity; 4 iron, 4 sulfur cluster binding. Bases 108 to 1226 code for a protein of 372 amino acids. Lineage: Eukaryota; Metazoa; Chordata; Mammalia; Chiroptera; Mormoopidae. Gene Ontology annotation, cellular component: mitochondrion. Gene Ontology annotation, biological process: lipoate biosynthetic process. The transcript has 11 exons. The record is from RefSeq and is a predicted model, not a curated record.
GGUCAAAGGUGGUCCAUGUAACGCGUCAUAAAUGGCGAGACGGUUUGUCAAUCUGUGUUUUCCUUGGAAUUAGAGUCCUUCACCCUUGUAGGAAACCAAAGAAGGAGAUGUCUCUACGCUGCGGGAUCGUCGUCCGCACCGCGAGGCCCCAGGUAUUUGGAAAAUAUGUAUACAAUCCAGUCCGAGCAGUUAGUUCCUUGCUAGAUAAAAAAAAAGAAUUUUUACAGAAUGGACCAGACCUUCAAGAUUUUGUAUCUGGUGAUCUCGCAGACAAGAGCACCUGGGAGGAAUAUAAAGGAAACUUAAAACGCCAGAAAGGAGAAAGGUUAAGACUACCUCCAUGGCUAAAGACAGAAAUUCCCAUGGGGAAAAAUUACAAUAAACUGAAAAAUACUUUGCGGAAUUUAAAUCUCCAUACAGUGUGUGAGGAAGCACGCUGUCCCAAUAUUGGAGAGUGUUGGGGAGGGGGAGAAUAUGCCACUGCCACAGCCACAAUCAUGUUGAUGGGUGAUACAUGUACAAGAGGUUGCAGAUUUUGUUCUGUUAAAACUGCCAGAAAGCCACCUCCAGUGGAUGCCAAUGAGCCCUACAAUACUGCAAAGGCAAUUGCAGAGUGGGGCCUGGAUUAUGUCGUUCUGACGUCUGUGGAUCGAGAUGAUAUGCCUGAUGGAGGAGCUGAGCACUUUGCAAAGACUGUAUCAUACUUAAAGGAAAGGAAUCCAAAAAUUCUUGUAGAAUGUCUCACCCCGGAUUUCCGAGGAGAUCUGAAAGCCAUAGAAAAAGUCGCUCUGUCAGGAUUAGAUGUAUACGCACAUAACGUAGAAACAGUUCCAGAAUUACAGAGGAAAGUUCGUGAUCCCAGAGCCAAUUUCGACCAGUCUCUGCGUGUACUGAAGCACGCCAAGGAGGUGCGGCCUGAUGUUAUUUCUAAAACAUCUAUAAUGUUGGGUUUAGGCGAGAAUGAUGAGCAAGUAUAUGCAACAAUGAAAGCUCUUCGCGAGGCAGAUGUGGACUGUUUGACUUUAGGACAAUAUAUGCAGCCAACAAAGCGCCACCUUAAGGUUGAAGAAUACAUUACUCCUGAAAAGUUCAAAUACUGGGAAAAAGUAGGAAAUGAACUUGGAUUUCAUUAUACUGCAAGUGGCCCCCUGGUGCGUUCUUCAUAUAAAGCAGGUGAAUUUUUCCUGAAAAAUUUAGUGGCUAAAAGAAAAACAAAAGCCGUCUAACACUUAUCAAGACACUCAAGAUUACAAGAAUUUUAAAAAUUUGAUUCCAUUUGCUAACAAAAGUGGUAGCAGAAUGCCUGUACUUCACUGGAUAAACCCAAAUUUUUUGUUCUAAGAAAAAUGUCAAUAAGCUCUGCAUAUUUAAUUAUAGUUAUUUAUUUGUCUUUUAGCAUAUCUUUUUGUCCCAGUAAACAAUUGCCUGCUAUGAUGUAAUUAUAAAAUAGUUUACUGUUACAGUAUAAUUUUAAAAAUACAUUAAAAACAGCUAGAAAACCUUAGGCCUCUGUUACCUGUACAUCAUUUCAUUUCUCAUAAAUGACAUACUGUGAUGAAACAAUCAGUAUAGAUUGAAACUAUGAUCAGAUUAUUUAUAAUUAACGUGUUCUUCACAUUACAUUAUAACAUCAUUGGAAUAAUUUACAAAGGCUUAAGAGUUUGGGUGUUGGUUUUUACAAUCAUAUGGGUACAUUAGACUUGCAGAAGAUUUGUGCAUUGAUUACCUGUUUAGGGCCUCUGUGAAACCAAGACCACGAUGCUGUCCAAGGCAGGGAAAUGUAACCUAAGUAUAGUGAGCUACAUCUAAUAAAACGCCUUGGCUGGUGUGGCUCUGCAUUGAGUGCCAGCCUGCAAACUAAAGGAUUGGCUGGUUCAGUUCCCAGUCAGGGCACAUGUCUGGGUUGCAGGCCAGGUCCCCAGUAGGGGGCAUGCAAGAGGCAACUACAUAUUGAUAUUUCUUUCCCUUCCCCUCUCUCUAAAAUCUUUUAAAAAAGAAGAAGAAUAGUGUGCUAUGUCUGCAGGCACUAUUCCUUUUAGUCCUCACAUCACUCUGGUGAGGUGGUUGUAGAUAUAAUAGUGACCUGAGUAAGGAAUUUCCUUCCUAAGUACCAAGAACUUUUGACUCUGAAUCCUGUCUUCUACAUCUCACAAAGGAAGUUUUUAGGUGGCUAUAUUAUAAAAUAUGUAAUGUGAAUAGCCAGUUCUGGUUUGAAUUUUAAAAUAUGUGAACUAGUUUUAUAAAGAUAAGGCAUAACUUCGGAAAUUAGUUACAUUUUAAUUUAACUCGCAAAAGUUGUAUAUACUUUUGAUUCACUUUCAAAUUUAAACAUCUCUAACAACCAUCCUCCCUACAAUCUAUUCUUUCACAGGAAUAAUAGAUUAGACUGAUGUUUCCUUAUUUUGCACAA